AUGGUCCGCAUCAAGCCUCCGGCGACGGGUCACAGUCCGGAGCCUCCGGCGACGGGUCACAGUCCGGAGCCCCGGAGUCCCGGCGACGGGACACAGUCCGGAGCCUCCACAGUCCGGAGCCCCAUGGGCCAUCUACCCGGACCCGUGGUCGGGGCGGCCGGUGUGGAGAAUGACAAGCCUACGAGGACAGUCCAUUCAUUCGCCGAAAACGACGAGCCCCCGUUCGCUGAUUCUAGCAGCGAAGAGGGCAAACCGGAGGAGUCCAAGCCAUGCACUUCCACCGAUGAUGACCGCUCUCUGGCUGGACAAGAACAGGUGGUCGCACCAGGCCUAGCCACACCUCCAAACAAUGCCGGCGAAGACCCUACUAUCUUGGACCCAGACUCAGAUUCGUCGCUCCCCAUCCCAGAUGACAGCGGUGGUGCUGCUGCUAAAUCUGACUCCCAGACAACAACAAAAAACAUAAAAGAUCCCGCAAACACUUACCGGACCACAGGUGGCUAUGAGGCAGCACACCAUUGUGGGCAAGCCAGUAACGGAGCCUGUGUCGACAGCCCAUACCGCUAG
Messenger RNA from Salvelinus sp. IW2-2015, 567 nucleotides. NCBI's taxonomy places the organism in Eukaryota, Metazoa, Chordata, Actinopteri, Salmoniformes, Salmonidae. The record is from RefSeq and is a predicted model, not a curated record.